AUGCAGCCGGGCAAACCUGAGGAGCACACUGCAGAGGGGCAGCAGCAGCACCAGCAGCAACAGCAGCGGCAAGAGCCCCAAUGCAUGAAGCAGGAGGAGAGCAAUCGCAGUUGGCGCCAGGACCCGGUAGCCAGCGGUGAGGGCGGCCCGGAGAUCGCGGGUUGCUUCUGCUGCUGCUGCUGCUGCUGCCGACAGCGGCGCAGCAGCAGCAGCAGCAGCAGCAGCAAAGUGCUGCUGGACGUGGGGGGUCGCCUGUUCGCCACGACCUGCUCCACCCUUUGCAACUUCGGGCCCCACUACCUCUCGCAGCAGCUGGCUGCCAGGGGGGCCCCCGAGGGCCCCCAAGAAAUAUUUGUUGAUAGAAAUGGGGACGUUUUUUCCUAUAUUUUGGACUUUCUUAGAAAUGGUUUGCUUCACUGCAGCAAUGAGCCUUGGCUGCUGCAGCAGCUGCUGCUCGAGGCCCGCUUCUUCAGCAUCCGGCCGCUCGAGAAGGUCAUUGAGGAGCGCCUACACAGCGCUGCUGCUGCUGCUGCUGCUGCUGCAGCAGGAGGCAGGGGCUGGGAAAGCAGGAAGGCAAAGGUUCGGCUCGCCGCAGUCCACAGGGCAGCGAAGGCGCAGCAGCAGCUGCAGCGUGGGCACUGCUGCAACAGCGCAGCAGCAAAGAGCGACGAUCUGGAGAACAGCCGCAGCAGCGAAGGCGUCACAGCCUCCUCAAGCAGCGAGGGCGGCGGCAGCAGCAGCGAGGAGGAGCAGUCACCUGCACAGCAGG
Eimeria tenella is the source of this 769-nucleotide messenger RNA. RefSeq names its product potassium channel tetramerization domain containing protein, putative. Gene Ontology annotation, molecular function: protein binding. The transcript has 4 exons. Lineage: Eukaryota; Apicomplexa; Conoidasida; Eucoccidiorida; Eimeriidae. The annotation marks the transcript as partial. Gene Ontology annotation, biological process: protein homooligomerization. The record is from RefSeq and is a predicted model, not a curated record.